Messenger RNA from Salvia splendens (bonfire salvia), 682 nucleotides. RefSeq lists its product as uncharacterized. Lineage: Eukaryota; Viridiplantae; Streptophyta; Magnoliopsida; Lamiales; Lamiaceae. The record is from RefSeq and is a predicted model, not a curated record. The transcript has 3 exons. The coding region runs from base 296 to 682 and encodes 128 amino acids.
GUUUGAUCGAAGAAGCUUUGUUGGAGAAAUUUCUGGCAAAGUUGACCCCAAACAGAUUAAGGGCUCGUUCGAUUCACCACCAAUUGGAAAAGGAAGAAUUAUAUGUUGACUUAAUUGUAUCCGGCCGGUCGGUCGGUCAGUCCCACCAAGCCGUAAAUAUAUGUGAGUGUUUGGUGUUCCAUAUUAGUCUGACAACACGCAAGCAAAAUCCAUGCAUUCAGACGGUUGUAUCCCUAUUACUUUGCCUUAAUUCCUUGAGCUACCCCUCACCUCCAUUAAAGCGGCAAACACGAAAAUGAAACAUUCGAAUUACCCUCCAAAAUUUUCCUUUCUUCGUGGCGACUCACACCUUAUAUACACCUUGCUUCUCCAUCAUCAACCUUCACAUACACCCCAUCUUCCAAACUGUGUCCGGUCCAGCCACCACGUUGUGGUGCAUAGGUCAAUAUGUCGCAAUCGAUGGUUGUUGAAGGUUGUUGAUGCCGGCAGUGCUGCCGGGAACCCCGACAAAACCCGACGGAAGUUUAAGAAGGGUGACCGGACCCCUCGGAUGGACUCACAGGGAAGAAGAAAUCUUGGCAGCGACUUUGAUGGAACAACGGUAUACAUCGCAAGUAAGAACAACAUAAGCAAAUCAAUGGUGAGAUGCAUUUACCGCACCUUGAACCACUUCCAACUAUAG